Messenger RNA from Carica papaya (papaya), 1549 nucleotides. Lineage: Eukaryota; Viridiplantae; Streptophyta; Magnoliopsida; Brassicales; Caricaceae. The record is from RefSeq and is a predicted model, not a curated record.
UUUUUUUAAUAUUUUUGUCUCAUAUUCAGGUUACCUAGCUGACAUUUCAGUCUUCCUCCUAUAGCUUUAAAUAUCAAUGAACUUCAUUUUCUUUUUAUUGAAGCUAGUAAUAUGAACCAAUAUUUAGAAGUUAUUCUUCAUCCCCAACAUUGGUGUCAAUAUAUGAAAGAAAUGCAGCUUUGCAUUUGAUGGACAAGUCUGAUUGUCGCUUGAGCUCUGGCUCCUAGAUAAUAAGUUGAAGACUGGAGGGGAAAAGCAUGAAUGACAUCAAACUGCUACUGCUACUUGUAGAAUAAUGCUUUUGACUGACAAAAACUCGUACUAUGACGAACCUAGGAGCAGAACGAGUGGGAUAUAGUUUCUUUCUCUUGCCCUAAAAUGAUGGCUGUAAAUUAUUCUAUGCCCUAUGCCAAAGACCUAUAGAACAGAGCUAUAUGGUUGUAAUACUCUUGUCACUUUUCCAAUAUGGUUGUAUGAAUGAUCGUAUUUUUUUUUGUGAUAAUAUUUCCAAGAGCUAUAUGUCUAUGUGUAAGAGUAUUAAAUGCAUCCAUUUUGUGAAAUGGAUUUCAUAAUUUUUUAACUCAAAAAGUGCACACAUCCCUGGAUCCCAAACUUGCAAAAUAGCUGAAAAUAUGCAUUGGUGUGAUGAUUGAUGGUGUAUGGCAUUUUAUGCACAACUACAGGAACUCUAGUAUGUUUAUCCAUUUUGUCCUUAAAUAUGCAGUUGCAGCUUCACAAAUAGCUUUUGGGUUUGGAGGGGCAGCAACUUCCAUGAAACAUGGCGUUCCCAAGGGUGGGAGUAGUAGCAAUUAUUCAGGUUCAUAUUGUGCAAGCCAGAUGAAAGAAUACAAAGAACCGUGGGACUAUUACAGUUAUUAUCCUGUAACUCUUCCUUUAAGGAGACCUUAUUCAGGAAAUCCAGAAAUUCUUGAUGAGGAGGAAUUUGGGGAAGUGACAGAGACUGCAGUUUAUAAUGAAAGUUCAGUAAAUCCAGCCUUGGAGCUUGGUCUAAUGGAGGAUAAUGCAGAACCAAAAAUGUUAUUUCUUCAGUUACCACCAACUCUCCCCUUGUUGAAACGGCCUGCAAAGGCUAACGGGCAUGAGGUGGGUGAUAGCUCAAGGCCAUCUGGUGGGGCACGCACAACAGAGAAGACAUGCGGGUUAGAUGAUUUGCCAGCAGGAUUAAUGGGUAAAAUGUUGGUGUAUAAAAGUGGGGCUGUCAAGUUGAAGCUUGGUGACACCCUUUAUGAUGUAAACCCAGGUUUGAAUUGCGUCUUUGCACAGGAUGUAGCGACCAUUAAUACCACAGAGAAGCACUGCUGCGUUGUUGGGGAGCUCAACAACCGUGCCAUAGUGACCCCAGAUAUUGACUCUGUUUUGAAUAGUACGGAAGAUUUCUGAUAGCUUUUGCCCUACAUUACUCUGGAUUAUUUGUUGGAUUUCAUACUUUCUAAAAAGAGGCUAGCAAUCAGCCUUUAUUUGAUUAACACAUUCUUUAUUAGUAAAAAAUAAUUAUACUCAUACAAAGAAAUGAUUAUGUUGACCUUUC